Molecule: messenger RNA, 729 nt
Organism: Spizellomyces punctatus DAOM BR117
Lineage: Eukaryota; Fungi; Chytridiomycota; Chytridiomycetes; Spizellomycetales; Spizellomycetaceae
Exons: 1
Coding region: 1-729 (242 amino acids)
Source: RefSeq, a predicted model, not a curated record
AUGUUCACGGGGCGGAUUCCUGCCAGUAUUGCACAGGAUAUUGACGAAGAAGUAACAGCCAAAAUUCGUCUCCCACAGCGUGUAACCGCAAGUUCACCUGAAUACUUUGUGCGCUUAGACGAAUGCAGUACAAAGGAUGGCGUUGGUGGAGUUGGGCCAUUUACAACGGCACACGAAGUUGUGAAAGCCUUGUGUACGAGUAAACGGGUGGGGCAGGCAUUAAAGCGAGUCCUCCGCAGCACCGAACAGAGGGUUGGAACAUACUUGCAUUUGCUCCCUUGGAAGCCAUUUGACGAGACCAACGAGUUCCGCGCCUUCAUCGCACAACGACGCCUUGUUGCGUUGAGUCAGUACAAAUGGAAGGAGGAUCUUGGGUGGGCAGACCCGUCGCGAGAACGUAUGCUUCAAGAAAUCGUCGCUGAUGUUGAGACACUUGUCAGCGAACUCAAUCAAAGGGCGCAAAAUGCUGACAAAAACAUGCCAGAAUGCUAUGUAUUGGAUGUUCAUGUAUCUCUAGUGAAGAGUGAGGACGAACAAGUUUGGUCUUCGGCACGGGUAGAGCCGAUCGAACUCAACUCGUUUGGAGCGCAGAUGGCGGCUGGGUCUGCAUUAUUUCAUUGGAUACAUGAUCAUCAGCGACUGUAUGGUUUAUUGGAUGGUAUUGAGGUUAGAGUGGUGUCAUCGGCCAACCAUGGAGAUAAUGAUGAGGUUGAAAAUGUAUAUAAAUAA